AAAGGAAAGAAAAGUGAGGAAAGGGGAGCAAAAAUAGGCAAGAAGUUGAGCCAAAACAUGUCCAUUCCUUGUCAAAGACAGAGACAAUUCCCAAGCCAAAUAACAAAAAAACAGCCAAAUAAACUUAAAUUAAACAAGAAGAAGAGCCUUCUUUUGAUUAUUCACGGGAAGAAAGAUAAAAGGUUGCUAGUGGGAGAGUAAAAAGUCUUUCAAUCUCAUGUGCCUUAAGAUAACCUCUUCCUAAGGCAAAACACCACAACUAUACAUAUACCACUACCCACAUUCCUCCCUACUCUUCUCACCAUAUCUGUUCUUUUCUCUCCCCUUUUUCGCUCUUUCUUACAUUGCUUUCUGUGCUGUAAGCAUACAAAGUUACAUCAGAUUUUUUUUACAGCAUCAUAAUCAUCAUCAUCAUCAUUGUAUUGCUGCGAAAAGCGAUAUCUUUUUCAUUCUAUCUGUACUUCCAUUUUUGUCAUGGAAACUGCCACCGGUCUCGGUUCUGCAGAAUCAUCUGACAGUACUACUGCAAUCUAUCCCCAGAAUGAGAAACAGCCGUUUCCACAUUCUCCACCACAAAGUUAUGAUAAGCAUAAUAAUCUAGGGACUCUCUCCCUCACUACCAUUCUUCUGAUUGUCAUACCCAUCUUUAUAAUCAUCCUCCUUUCUUUCAUCAUUGUUCUUAUAGUCUUACUUCGACGACAGAGGUCGUCAAAAUGUAACAGCUACACCAGCAACAGCAACAGCAACAGCAACAGCAACAGCGACAAGAGCUGCAAGUUUGUUGCUGAUACUGUUAUCAGUUUUACUGAAAGUAGCCCAGAUUUGAAUAAUGGGUGUAUGUCAACCGCAAGCUCGAGACGUACAUCACAAUCCCAAUACAAAGGAGUACAAGUAUUCACAUACAAGGAGCUAGAAACAGCUACAAACAAGUUCAACGAGGCGAAUGUGAUAGGGCAUGGUGGGUAUGGAGUGGUGUACAGAGGAGUUCUUAGUGAUGGGACUGUGGCAGCCAUUAAGAUGGUUCACAGGGAUGGCAAGCAAGGAGAGCGCGCUUUUAGGAUGGAGGUGGACCUACUCAGCCGUUUACAUUCUCCUAACCUAGUGGAGCUACUUGGCUAUUGCGCGGACCAAAAUCACAGGCUCCUAAUAUUUGAGUUCAUGCCCAACGGCAGCCUACAACAGCAUCUACAUGCACCUCACACCUAUCCUAAGCCGUUAGAUUGGGGCACGCGUCUACGCAUCGCCCUUGAUUGCGCCCGUGCCCUCGAGUUCCUUCACGAGCAUGUAACACCAUCCAUAAUCCACAGGGAUUUCAAAUGCAGUAGCAUUCUACUGGACCAUAACUUUAGAGCAAAGGUGUCUGAUUUCGGUUUGGCUAAGACGGGUUCAAAUAAGAUCAACGGUCAGAUUUCAACGCGCGUCUUAGGGACCACCGGAUACCUGGCUCCAGAGUAUGCUUCAACAGGGAAACUUACAACGAAAUCAGAUGUUUACAGCUUCGGGGUUGUCCUUCUACAGCUCAUAACAGGACGUGUACCAGUUGAUACGAGACGUCCAUCAGGAGAACAUGUCCUUGUCUCUUGGGCUCAUCCAAGGUUAACUCACAGACAAAAGGUAAUGGAAAUGAUCGACCCAAGUCUAAAAGGGCAAUACUCCCAAAAGGAUAUCAUUCAGAUAGCCGCGAUUGCUGCAGUUUGUGUACAAGUAGAACCAGAUUACAGACCUUUGAUGACAGAUGUUGUGCAGUCAUUAAUCCCUUUGGUGAAAAACCUUUCUUCUGUUCCCUCAACCUCAUCAAGAUGUCUUACUAAUUUAGUCAGUCCAAAGUCCAGGAAGUCGUCUUUCUCAUAGACUAUCUAGGAAAACACAGGAUUACAUUCUGUUCGUGUGUUUAUUCUCCUAGAAGCCAAUGAUCAUUAACUUUCUAAGAAUUGCUUCGGAGACAAAACCAGGAUUUAAAUUGGGAUGCAAAGACAUGAACGAGGGAACAAUUUCAAAUAAAUUGGUUGAAAAGGUUCACAUUGCAUCAGUGAAUUAAGAAGAGAAGCAAACAGAUCAAACAGCAGCAUGACAUUACAUGCGUUUCAAAUUCAGGAAUAAUUCGCGGUAUAGGUUUCCAUGUACUUGGAAAGAAGUUAGAUCAAAACAUCAAGUUAUCAGAAUAACAAAAAAAAAAGGUUAUCAGAAGAACAAGUUGUGUUAUCUGAAAACCUAAUGCUGUUUAAAUGAAUUGUAGAAUACUUCUAUAGUUUAUCAUUCAAUAAGCUUUUGUUUCACUAUAGAAUAAUAAAAAUUUCGUGGAAGAUUACCUCCA
Messenger RNA from Spinacia oleracea (spinach), 2314 nucleotides. RefSeq names its product probable serine/threonine-protein kinase PBL7. The coding region runs from base 475 to 1851 and encodes 458 amino acids. Gene Ontology annotation, biological process: protein phosphorylation. The record is from RefSeq and is a predicted model, not a curated record. Gene Ontology annotation, molecular function: ATP binding; protein kinase activity. The transcript is spliced from 6 exons. Lineage: Eukaryota; Viridiplantae; Streptophyta; Magnoliopsida; Caryophyllales; Amaranthaceae.